Nematolebias whitei (Rio pearlfish) is the source of this 4223-nucleotide messenger RNA. RefSeq names its product protein kinase N2a (gene pkn2a). The record is from RefSeq and is a predicted model, not a curated record. Gene Ontology annotation, molecular function: ATP binding; protein serine/threonine kinase activity; small GTPase binding. Gene Ontology annotation, biological process: signal transduction; protein phosphorylation. NCBI's taxonomy places the organism in Eukaryota, Metazoa, Chordata, Actinopteri, Cyprinodontiformes, Rivulidae.
GUGACUGUCCCGGCAGGAGUGGGAGUCCCCGCAGGCCCGCAGCUCCACGGGGCGGACGCUUCCUCUCCAAACCACCGCCUCUAUCCCUCCAACUGCAGCGGGACAGAUUUAUGCCGCGGCUCCCUGCGUGCGCGAGCGCCAGUCCAGCCUUCGGGACGGUGAGACCGAGUCAGAAAAAAGAAGAAGUGCGAAGACGGGACGGGAAGCCCCGUGUGUGGGAGAUGAGCGAUGGUUCGGUGAAAAUAGUCCGGUUGUCGUGUCGCCAGCGAGGGAAACUCAAAGCGAGUGUUGUUUUCGGAGCCGCUCCUCCACUCUCCCCGUAGGAUCUGAUUCAAAGGCGAAAACCAAGAUGGCCGCCGACUCCGUGCAGGGGGAUACCAGGGGCCAGCUGGUGUCCGAGAGACUCGGUUUGGGUAACAACUUGGACCUGUCAGAUACGAUGGUCCAGCAGAAGCUGGAUGAGAUCAAGGAGCAGAUCCGCCGCGAGAUCCGCAAGGAGUUAAAGAUCAAGGAAGGAGCGGAGAACCUGCGCAAGGUUACCACAGACAAAAAGAGCCUGGCUUAUGUCGACAACAUGCUCAAGAAAUCUAACAAGAAGGUUGUAGAGCUUCACCAGGAGCUACAAGAACUGAAUGCACAUAUUGUGGUCAAGGACCCAGAAGAACUUCUAGAAAGCCCCGUAACUCCAGAUACCCCAAACAGUGAAGUACGAAUGUGCACCAGCAGCAGCCGCCUUGCAGCCCUCAAACGACAGAAUGACAUCGAGCUGAAGGUGAAACAGGGCGCUGAGAACAUGAUUCUGAUGUACUCCAACGGGUCCUCCAAGGAUCGUAAGUUACUUGCAGCUGCCCAGCAGAUGCUGCAGGACAGCAAGACAAAGAUUGAGUUCAUCAGGAUGCAGAUCCUCAAGGCCAGUCAAGCCACUGAGCUGAGCUUUGAGAGCAAUGACGUGAUGGACAAGUCCAUCAUCAGCCCUUUAGACCUUCGAGUGGAGGAGCUGUGUCAUCAUGCCAAGAUUGAAUCUGCGGUGGCAGAGGGGGCAAAAAAUGUCAUGAAACUCCUAGGCUCUGGAAAAUUCACAGAAAAGAAAGCACAUUCAGAGGCCCAGGCUCGCUUUACUGAGUCCAGUCAGAAGCUUGACCUUCUGCGAUAUUCUUUGGAACAGCGUCUCAGUGAGUUGCCAAAACAUCAUCCUCGCAGCAGCGCCAUCAUAGAAGAGUUGUCUCUGCUGUCCUCGCCGGCACUCAGCCCCAGAUCCAGUAUCAUCUCUACGCAAAACCAGUACACAACCGUAACCAAGCCUGCAGCACUCACAGGAACGUUAGACGUCAGGCUCAUGGGCUGUCAGGACCUUUUGGAAAAUGUUCCUGGUCGUUCCAAAGCCACCCCCGUCCCGCUUCCUGGCUGGAGCCCCAGCGAGGGUCGCUCAUCCUUUAUCAGCCGCACAAACCGAAACAGGGGCGUGAGCUCGAGGAACCUAACAAAGAGCGAGGAGCUCUGCAAUGAGAUCAGUGCAGUGCUAAAGUUGGACAACACAGUAGUUGGACAAACGAGCUGGAGACCCGUCAGCAACCAAGCCUGGGACCAGAAGUUUACACUGGAGCUGGACCGGUCCCGGGAGCUGGAGAUCUCUGUGUACUGGCGUGACUGGCGUUCGCUCUGUGCUGUCAAGUUCUUACGGCUGGAGGACUUCCUGGAUAACCAGCGCCAUGGAAUGUGUCUUUACCUGGAGCCACAAGGGAUGCUGUUCGCUGAGGGAAGACUUUCUUGCGAGCACCCCAGAUGAACAUCAACAUCGCCACCUGGGGCCGGCUGGUGAGAAGAGCCAUACCUACAGUCAGCUCCAACUCUUUCAGUCCUCAGGCACCUGAGAUGGGUCAAAGCAGCCUGCCUGGUUCACCCACACCCAGCAGUGACCCGCUGGUGACUAAGCUGGACUUUGACAAAGAGCCUACACCAGAACCUAAACAUUACCCUCCACCUGAUGAUGUUCGAGAAGCGCCUGCACAGCAUAAGAUGGCCAACAAAGAUGAAGUUCAGGAUGCCCUCAGUGCGUACGACUUCCUGAAGAGGAACAGCACGGUCAUGGAGCCGGACAUGGACGGGCUGCUGGAGCGGGACUUUCACUAUCCAGACCCAGAGCUCACCUCCAUCCUGAAAGAUACAGAGAUAAGGGAAGAAGAGCAGUUCCACUUCAGUCUCCAAGACUUCAGAUGUGUGGCUGUUCUUGGACGAGGUCACUUUGGAAAGGUGCUGUUAUCAGAAUAUAAAACCACAGGGGAGAUGUUCGCCAUCAAAGCUUUGAAGAAAGGAGAUAUAGUGGCUCGAGAUGAGGUUGACAGCCUCAUGUGUGAGAAGAGGAUUUUUGAGACGGUCAACAGCGUCCGCCACCCCUUCCUGGUCAACCUGUUUGCGUGCUUCCAGACGGCGGAGCAUGUUUGUUUCGUCAUGGAGUACGCGGCGGGAGGCGACCUGAUGAUGCACAUCCACGCUGAUGUUUUCUCCGAGCCGCGGGCCAAAUUUUAUGCAGCGUGUGUUGUGCUGGGAUUGCAGUUUUUACAUGACCACAAGAUUGUGUACAGAGAUCUGAAGCUGGAUAACCUGCUCCUGGAUACGGAGGGCUAUGUGAAGAUUGCUGACUUUGGGCUUUGCAAAGAAGGGAUGGGCUACAGGGACCGGACCAGCACGUUCUGUGGCACCCCAGAGUUCUUGGCUCCAGAAGUCUUAACAGAAACGUCGUACACGCGUGCUGUGGACUGGUGGGGCCUGGGGGUCCUCAUCUUUGAGAUGCUAGUUGGAGAGUCGCCCUUCCCCGGUGAUGAUGAGGAGGAGGUAUUUGACAGCAUCGUAAACGAUGAAGUUCGUUACCCACGAUUUCUUUCGACGGAUGCCAUCACCAUCAUGAGGAGGCUUUUGAGGAGGAGUCCAGAACGACGUCUUGGAGCAGGAGAGAAGGAUGCAGAGGAAGUAAAGAAACAUCCUUUCUUCAAGUACAUGGAGUGGGAUGAUCUGUUGGCCAAGAAGGUGAAGCCGCCAUUUGUGCCCACCAUCCAGGGCGCCAACGACGUCAGCAACUUUGACGACGAAUUUACCUCAGAGGCUCCAAUUUUAACCCCCCCGAGGGAACCCCGAAUGCUGAACUCAGAGGAGCAGAACCAGUUUUCUGACUUUGAUUACAUUGCUGACUGGUGUUAGCUUCAUGUGGACCUCAGGCAGACAGACUGACGGACACUGAACUCAAACACAGCGGCUGUAGCUGACAUGGAUUUGCUUUAAUCUGCCCUGAAUGUUCAGAACAUCAACCAGAACCUCCGUGCCACUGAGAAGAAAACCCAGAUGAAGCCUCAUCAGGAGCUACAGUCGUGUUUUUUUAUCAGCAUGAAGAAAAAUUUUAAAAGAAUUCAAAAGGACUUCAGUUGAAGGUCGAUGGAUGUCCUUCAUCACCGUCAUGUGUUUUGACUGACCUCUGAGAAGAUUUUAUUACAUAAGAACUGAGAAAACGACAUCACGGUCAUGGUUGUCGGUGUCAGUCUUGUUUUUUUUACCUGUACAGAUCAUAUUCAGUUGCAUCGUUUGUGUUUCGUUGUAAAGCCCUCACAGAGAUCCUGUCUGAAAUGUCACUGAACGGUCACCCACAGCAAACGUGUUGACUACUACUGCUGCUUCCUGACUUGAAAAACCCAAGUGAGCCUAAUCACUACGUCCUCAUCUUCAUCCUCCUGACUUCAGUUCAUCCAGCGUUACACCUGCAGCGUAUUUAGGAAACUUCUGGUUGGAGAAGACUUGUUUGAGGAGAUGAAACGGAUUAUUUCUGCUCUGGCGCCCCCUGGUGUUCACACUUUUUAUUUUUUACUUGAGCUCAGUUCAAGCAGUACAGAUCUUUUGAAGUAGGGUUCUGAGGCGAUGUUUUGAACAGUAAAUGUCUUACCUGUUGCAGAUAGCUCUUUGAAUGACCUCUGUUUGGGGAAAGGAUUUGGUUCUGGUUAGAUUGAUGAACAGCUGUCAGGACUGUCUAACCCUUUACAUGUCCCUGUUGUUUCCAGGGAAUGCUGCUGCCACCCGCCAUAGAAAGACGAAGGCAGACGACGUCUGCAUGUUCAUGUCCGUCUGUUAGCAAAAUAGCUCAUGAACCACAGGAUGGAUUUUAAUGAAACUCAAAAACGUCUAUAACUCGGUCAAGUUUACAGACGUGGAGCAGCAGUCGGGGGGUGGUAGCUGAGAGU